AUGACCGCCACCCGCCCCUCUCGCUCGUCAACUCCCACGAGCCACCCUCUCAUCCAACCCCACACGGACCCUCCUCCGACCGCCUCGUCCUCGUCCCUCCUCGUCUCGCCAACCGUCUCACGCCCACCAUCCCCUUUACUCGUCUCGCGCGCUUCGACGCCGAACGGAGCGGGUCCCAGCGGAGGAGGAGGGGGGAUCAGGAGUCGACGCUCGCCGCUUCCGCACCCGACGACCCUCGCUGAGGUGGAGAGCGCGGCUGCGACAUCCUCUGUCACUGCGCAGAGCUCGGUGAGCGGAAUGGUCGAGCCGGAUGUGACGAGGCCUUCGCUGAGACGGGCGACGAACGAUGCGUUGGGCGUGUUGGACGGUGUGCGGGCUGCGAGCGACGACGGGCGAGGCGAAGGCUACGAUCUGAAGACGGACAAGAAGGGGAAGGGAAAGGCGAGAGAGUAUGUGCGGACGAACGGAGCGGGAGGGUCGAAAGAACGCGAGGUGAUCGUACACAAGGUCCAAAAGACCGACACCUUUGCUUCCAUCUCGCUCCAGUACGGCAUCACGCCCCAAGCGCUCCGCACCUCGAACCGCCUCUGGCCCUCGGACCCGCUCUUCCUCCGCUCCGACCUCCUCAUCCCCCUCGACCUCUGCAACCUCCCUUCCUCCUCCUUUGGCGUCGAGCGAAUAGCGCGUGAAGAGAACGGCGACCUUACCGUCUGGGAGAAACGGGCUCGGGCAGGACUUGAGCGAGGGAGGUUGGGCGAUGCGGCGGAGAGGGAGAGGAGGGAGGGGGAGGUGGUUAGUCCGCUGGCGAGGAGGGCGAGUCCGAUUGGUACUGGUCUGAUCGAUGUCGAUGGAGGGUUUGGGCGGAAUGGAGCGGCGGAGAACGAGUUCUUGAGCGUGUGGGAGGAAGAGGUCACGGCGACGCAGCCGCCUCUCACGCCUGACAUCGUCGCGCCCGUCCUCGCGGGUCCUUCAUCAUUUGGGACUGUCACUGCGCCUACGGCGACAGUCUCUGCACGACCAUCAAUCGAAGACGACCGACCGCUCUCGAUCGAAGAGAUCGUUUCUCGUACCGUCUCUCCCUCGUUCUCGACUUCGGCAUCAGCGACGACACCAUCAACUUCUUUCUCUCCCGAACCGCCUUCUUCGCCUAGCUCUGCCUCACCCAGCGCCGAGUCGGCUCUGGCGAAACGCACGCUACGGAUCGCCCGACUUCCAGCCUCGGACCUCGCCUUCUUCCCCGCGCCUACCUCCCAUCCUUCCUCUCCCAAAAAGCCCCCUCCAACCGCUCGACCACACUCAAAACCGUCCAAACCGGCACCCGAAUCCCUCUUCUUCGGCCCGCUCACCAACUCACUCACCUCGUCCCUCUCCUCACUCGGUCUCGACAAAUACCUCACUUCGUCCUCUUCCUCCACUUCCAAGUCUGCAAUCCGCCUCCCGCCUAGUCCGGCGUCGGAGCGGGGGAGGAGGAGAAAGUCUGGCUGGGGUCUGCUCGAUUUCGGAGCGGAGGAGGACGAGGCUUUCGGUGCGUCAGGUGGUGGAGGCGCGGGGGAUUACUUUGCGGCUGUGAGUGAGGCGAGUGCGGGAACGGGUCGGAGAGCGAAGGGGAAGAAGGGAGUGAAUGGGAUUGUUGGGCUCGAGGACGCGGAGACGUGGAGCAGGCGCGGCACGAUUUUAGACGGUGUGAGCGCGAACGGUACAGGUGGGAGUGCGGCAGGCAGAGCGAGGGGAGACGUGAGGGAUACGUUUGGGCUGCGAUAG
Rhodotorula toruloides NP11 is the source of this 1761-nucleotide messenger RNA. Its product is annotated as Peptidoglycan-binding lysin domain containing protein, carbohydrate-Binding Module Family 50 protein. The record is from RefSeq and is a predicted model, not a curated record. The transcript is spliced from 3 exons. The coding region runs from base 1 to 1761 and encodes 586 amino acids. NCBI's taxonomy places the organism in Eukaryota, Fungi, Basidiomycota, Microbotryomycetes, Sporidiobolales, Sporidiobolaceae.